Messenger RNA from Closterium sp. Yama58-4, 369 nucleotides. The record is from the annotation of a GenBank genome assembly. NCBI's taxonomy places the organism in Eukaryota, Viridiplantae, Streptophyta, Zygnematophyceae, Desmidiales, Closteriaceae.
AUGCCGAGACUAUUGAGGAUGACUGUGCAAGGGUUGGACUACAGUGGGGACCUGGCGCUGUCUUCUGGCGAGUCCAACUUGGAGUCAACCACAUCGCUUUCACAGUCACGGCACUCACAGAGCCAACCAGCCGACCAGCCACCUGCAGGAAUGGCUUCUGAAGCAACCACCGAACCUAGAGAUGAGGUUCGGGAGAACCGCACGGGAAGCCAUGCGCUGGAUAUUGGCCUAAGUGGAGAGAGCCACAAUCAGCACUACAGCCGGGAGGGUAUACAGGGAAGGAUCAAGUCACAGUCCAUUUCUGGUUCUUGGAGCAGAGACGUGGCGAGGGAAGAGGUGGACGCACUUGAGGAAGCUCGCAAUACAUGA